GCUCUACGCGGGCCAAGCUCUUCGGCUGUGGGGGAGACGCAUCGGAGCUUAGAUCGCGACCGAGAGCGGGAGCUAAGAGGGCGGCGGUGGCGAAGGGGGAGCCCGAGAGCUGCUGGGCGGAGAGCCCAAGCCGCGCUGUCGCCGCGCUGGGACGACUUGGCCAACACACACACACACACACAUACACACACACAUAGAGCACACACAGCCCGAGCGGGCGCUCGCGGCGAACCGUCAACAUGGCGCUGGGGCUCUUGCCCGAGCGCGGGCGGCAGCGGCGACGCGAGAGCUGCUGAGUCUGGCCGAGCCCAGUCUAGCUGCGGGAUCCGACGAUUGAGCAGGGCCGUCGCCACCUGCCUGGAGGGUCCGAUCUCCCCCCACCCCCACGAGGCCCAGAACCCACCCCUCCACCAGGCCGACCGUGAGGGCGGCUGGCUGGCUGCAGACGGAGAGGGAGGCGAGCGAGCGCGGUGCCGAGAGCUGGCUGCGGGCAGCCGGGCACGGCAAACUUUGCUGUUCGUUGCGCUUCACCGGCCUGGCUCCUUUGCUGGUUAAUGUAGCCACCCCUCCUCAACCCCGCACACCUCUCCCCACCCAACCAGCCGCCCUCCGCUCCUUUUCGCCGCCCGGACUCCGCUCGGGGGGAAAACUUCAAAGCGCUGGAUUGCAGGCUCCCUGCCUACUUCUCGACUGGGGAUUUCAGACUAGACGCUUGAAGUGAAGCUGCCAUCCAAGAAGACGACAUGCUUUCAGCAACCCCCCUGUAUGGGAAUGUUCACAGCUGGAUGAACAGUGAGAGGGUCCGCAUGUGUGGGACAAGCGAAGACAGGAAAAUUCCUGUGAAUGAUGGUGACACUUCAAAAGCCAGACUGGAACUGAGGGAGGAGAAUCCCUUGAAUCACAACGUGGUGGACGCGAGUGCCGCGCAUCGGAUUGAUGGCCUGACAGCACUGAGCAUGGACCGCACUGGCCUCAUCCGGGAGGGGCUCCGGGUCCCUGGAAACAUCGUCUAUUCUGGCUUAUGUGGACUGGGCUCAGAGAAAGGUCGGGAGGCUGCCACGAACACUCUGAGUGGCCUUGGGUUUUCUUCAGAAAGAAAUCCAGAGAUGCAGUUCAAACCGAAUACGCCUGAGACAGUGGAGGCUCCUACUGUCUCUGGAAAGCCCCCAAAUGGCUUCAGUGCUAUAUACAAAACACCUCCUGGAAUACAAAAAAGUUCUGUAGCCACAGCGGAUAGCCUGGGCUUGGACAGACCUGCUAGCGACAAACAGAGCCCUCUCAACAUCAAUGGUGCUAGUUACCUGCGGCUGCCCUGGGUUAACCCCUACAUGGAGGGGGCCACACCAGCCAUCUACCCUUUCCUCGACUCGCCAAAUAAGUAUUCACUGAACAUGUACAAGGCCUUGCUACCUCAGCAGUCCUACAGCUUGGCUCAGCCACUGUAUUCUCCGGUCUGCACCAACGGGGAGCGCUUUCUCUAUCUCCCGCCCCCACACUAUGUCAGCCCCCACAUCCCCUCAUCCUUGGCUUCACCCAUGAGGCUCUCCACACCUUCAGCCUCCCCAGCCAUCCCACCUCUCGUCCACUGCGCAGACAAAAGCCUCCCAUGGAAGAUGGGAGUUAGCCCUGGGAACCCUGUUGAUUCCCACACCUAUCCCCACAUCCAGAACAGUAAACAGCCUAGGGUGCCCUCUGCCAAGGCAGUCACCAGCGGCCUGCCAGGGGACACAGCUCUCCUGUUGCCCCCAUCACCUCGGCCGUCACCCCGUGUCCAUCUUCCCACUCAGCCCACUGUAGAUACCUACUCUGAGUUCCACAAGCACUAUCCCAGGAUCUCCACCUCGCCCUCAGUCACCCUGACGAAGCCAUACAUGACAGUCAGCAGCGAGUUCCCCACAGCCAGGCUUUCCAAUGGCAAGUAUCCGAAGGCUCCAGAGGGGGGUGACGGUGCCCAGCCUGUGUCCGGCCAUACCCGGAAGACAUCAGUUCAAGACAGAAAAGAUGGGGGCUCACCUCCUCUGCUGGAGAAGCAGAGCGUUACCAAAGACGUCACAGAUAAACCACUAGACUUGUCUGCUAAAGUGGUAGAUGUAGACGCUUCCAAAGCUGACCACAUGAAAAAGAUGGCUCCCACCGUCCUGGUUCACAGCAGGGCUGGAAGUGGGUUAGUGCUCUCCGGAAGUGAAAUUCCAAAAGAAACAUUAUCUCCUCCAGGAAAUGGCUGUGCUAUCUAUAGAUCUGAAAUCAUCAGCACUGCUCCCUCAUCCUGGGUGGUGCCUGGGCCAAGUCCUAAUGAAGAGAACAAUGGCAAGAGCAUGUCACUGAAAAACAAGGCAUUGGACUGGGCAAUACCGCAGCAGCGGAGUUCAUCGUGUCCCCGCAUGGGUGGCACAGACACUGUGAUCACUAAUGUUUCGGGGUCAGUGUCGAGUGUGGGUCGCCCGGCCUCUGCAUCACCAGCCCCCAAUGCCAAUGCAGAUGGCACCAAGACCAGCAGGAGCUCCGUGGAUACCACACCAUCCGUCAUCCAGCACGUGGGCCAGCCCCCAACCACGCCUGCCAAGCACAGUGGCAGCACCAGCAGCAAGGGAGCCAAAGCCAGCAACCCAGAAUCGAGUUUCAAAGCGAACGAGAAUGGCCUCCCGCCAAGCUCAAUAUUUCUAUCUCCAAAUGAAGCAUUCAGGUCCCCACCAAUUCCCUACCCAAGGAGUUACCUUCCUUACCCAGCGCCAGAAGGCAUUGCUCUAAGUCCCCUCUCUUUACAUGGAAAAGGACCUGUGUACCCUCAUCCAGUUCUGUUACCCAAUGGCAGUCUGUUUCCUGGGCACCUUGGCCCCAAGCCUGGCCUGCCCUAUGGACUGCCUACCGGCCGGCCAGAGUUUGUGACCUACCAAGAUGCUCUGGGCUUGGGCAUGGUACAUCCCAUGUUGAUUCCCCACACGCCCAUGGAAAUCACUAAAGAAGAGAAGCCAGAGAGGCGGUCCCGGUCUCACGAGAGAGCCCGUUAUGAGGAGCCAACCCUUCGCAAUCGCUUUUCUGAGAUGUUGGAAGCCAGCAGCACCAAACUACAUCCAGAAGUCCCCGCCGACAAGAACCUGAAGCCAAAUCCCAGCUGGAGUCAAGGGAAGACUAUUGUCAAAAGCGACAAACUUGUCUACGUAGACCUGCGGGAAGAAGCAGAUGCGAAAUCCGAGGCAGGAGCACCCAAACCCAGCCUGGCAGCCGAGAGCGGGGGUCAGGGUGCGGAGCCCGCCAAGCCCCCCGCUGAGCCAGCACCGCAGCAACGCCGUGAGUUCAUCUCUCUCCGAGAGGAGUUGGGGCGCAUUAAUGACUUCCACGAAUCUUACGCUUUCAAACAGGCUCCGGGCCAGCCAGUGUUUGGCUUAGGCAAGGACAGUGUUGCGGCAGCAACCAAUAAAGAGAACGUAGGGAUGCCAGUGGCGACUCCAUUCCUCGAACCAACUCUGGGCAGUGAUGGUCCUGCCGUGACUUUUGGUAAAACCCAAGAGGAUCCCAAAUCAUUUUGUGUGGGCAGUGCCCCUCAGAGCAUGGACGUCACCCCCACCUAUACCAAAGAUGGAGCUGACGAGGCAGAAUCAAACGAUGGGAAAGUUCUGAAACCGAAGCCAUCUAAGCUGGCAAAGAGAAUCGCGAACUCGGCGGGUUAUGUGGGUGACCGAUUCAAAUGUGUCACCACUGAACUGUAUGCAGAUUCCAGUCAGCUCAGCCGAGAGCAGCGGGCAUUGCAGAUGGAAGGAUUACAAGAGGACAGUAUUUUAUGUCUACCCGCUGCUUACUGUGAGCGUGCAAUGAUGCGCUUCUCAGAGUUGGAGAUGAAAGAGAGAGAAGGUGGCCACACAGCAACCAAAGACUCCGAGGUGUGCAAAUUCAACCCAGCCGACUGGGAAAGGUUGAAAGGAAGUCAGGACAAAAAGCCAAAGUCAGUCGCCCUGGAGGAGGCCACUGCUGAGCAGAAUGACAGUGAGAGAUGCGAGUAUAAUACUGGAAACAAACAUGAUCCCUUUGAAGCCCCAGAGGACAAAGAUCUUCCGGUGGAGAAAUUUUUUAUGGAGAGGCCGCCUGUGAGCGAGCCACCCAUCGAUCAGGCAGCUGCAGAUGUGCAACACAGCCCCACCCUCAGGCUAGACCGGAAACGCAAAAUCUCAGGUGACAGCACCCACACUGAGACCACUGUGGAAGACCCAUCAGAGGACCCCCUGCUGAAAGCCAAGAGGAGACGGGUCUCGAAAGAUGACUGGCCUGAGAGGGAAAUGACAAACAGUUCCUCUAACCACUUAGAAGACCCACAUUAUAGUGAGCUGACCAACCUGAAGGUGUGCAUUGAAUUAACAGGGCUCCAUCCAAAAAAGCAACGCCACUUGCUGCACCUUAGAGAACGGUGGGAACAGCAGGUAUCCGCAGCAGAGAGCAAACCUGGCCGCCAAAGCAGGAAGGAAGUGACCCAGGCAGUUCAGCCUGAGGUCACAACCCAGGGGAAUAACAUCACUGAAGAGAAACCUGGCAGGAAAAAGACAGAGACCAAAGGCAACAGAGGCUGGUCAGAAGAGUCCCUCAAAUCCAGUGACAAUGAACAAGGCUUGCCUGUGUUCUCCGGCUCUCCGCCCAUGAAGAGCCUUUCAUCCACCAAUGCAAGCGGCAAAAAGCAGACUCAGCCAAGCUGCACGCCAGCCUCCAGGCUGCCUGCCAAACAGCAGAAAAUUAAAGAAAGCCAGAAGACAGAUGCGCUGUGCACAGACGAAGAGGAGGACUGCCAGGCCGCCUCCCUGCUGCAGAAAUACACCGACAACAGCGAGAAGCCAUCCGGGAAGAGACUGUGCAAAACCAAGCACUUGAUACCUCAGGAGCCCAGGCGGGCUUUGCCACUCACCGGGGAGUACUACGUGGAGAACACUGAUGGCAAGGUGACUGUGCGGAGAUUCAGAAAGCGGCCUGAGCCCAGUAUAGACUACGAUUUGUCACCAGCCAAGCAGGAGCCAAAGCCUUUCGACCGUUUGCAACAAUUGCUCCCAGCCUCCCAGGCCACACAGCUGCCACGCUCAAGUUCCCCUCAGGAGACCACCCAGUCUCGCCCCAUGCCGCCGGAAGCCAGAAGACUUAUUGUCAAUAAGAACGCUGGUGAGACCCUCCUGCAGCGGGCAGCCCGGCUAGGCUAUGAGGAAGUGGUCUUGUACUGCCUGGAGAAUAAGAUUUGUGAUGUGAAUCAUCGUGACAAUGCAGGCUACUGUGCCCUGCAUGAAGCUUGUGCCAGGGGUUGGCUCAAUAUCGUUCGCCACCUCCUUGAAUAUGGCGCUGAUGUCAACUGCAGUGCUCAGGAUGGAACCAGGCCUCUGCACGAUGCCGUAGAGAAUGAUCACUUGGAGAUUGUCCGCCUGCUUCUUUCUUAUGGUGCUGACCCUACUUUGGCCACAUACUCAGGUAGAACCAUCAUGAAAAUGACUCACAGUGAACUUAUGGAAAAGUUUUUAACAGAUUAUUUAAAUGAUUUACAGGGUCGCAGUGACGAUGACUCCAGUAGCACUUGGGAGUUCUAUGGCAGCUCUGUGUGUGAACCAGAUGAUGAAAGUGGGUAUGAUGUUCUGGCAAAUCCCCCAGGACCGGAAGACCAGGAUGAGGAGGAAGACUCCUACAGUGAUGUGUUUGAAUUUGAGUUUUCCGAAAGCUCCCUCUUAGCAUGUUACAACAUCCAAGUGUCUGUCGCUCAGGGGCCACGAAACUGGCUACUGCUCUCAGAUGUGCUUAAAAAGUUGAAAAUGUCCUCCCGCAUAUUCCGCUGCAAUUUUCCCAAUAUGGAAAUUGUUACCAUCGCAGAGGCAGAGUUUUACCGGCAGGUUUCUGCAAGUCUCUUAUUCUCUUGCCCCAAAGACCUGGAAGCCUUCAACCCUGAAAGCAAGGAGCUGUUGGAUCUCGUGGAAUUCACCAAUGAGCUCCAGACACUGCUGGGUUCCACCAUGGAGUGGCUACACCCCAGUGAUAUGGGCUCGGAGGCUUACUGGUGAGCACGCCAGGCCUGCCCCGCCGUGUACAGUGUGUUAUAGUGUUAAUCCUUGUGCAUAUGUGUCAUAACGCGACGAUUUCUGUAAAGAAAGGACACUAUUACAUAUGAAAAUAUCUCUUCUUUAUAUAAGAGAAAUUACUCCAGUCAGAAGAAUUUAGAAACCUUUUCUUUCUAAACUUUUAAGUCAGUUUUUAUAAACUUGUUAAAACAUUACUUUACAAUGCACACAUGUUUUCAGAUACGUAUGUUUGUUUUUACUUGGAACAUUUGUUUCUUUUCAGUUCUUCUUUUAAGGAGAAAUAAAUGAAAAGGAGCUCCACACUUCAACAUAAUUUCAUACAAAGCUCUGGUGAGAGAGACCAUAACUGUGUAAUGUAUGGUCAAAACUGUGUGGUUGGUUUAAGAAUGAAUUGGGUGAAGGCACUUGGUGGUGUACCUUUAUGUUUUGUUUACAGAGUACCUGCUCACACCAGGUAAAUGCUAUUGGAUAUAAUCCAGUAGUGUGUAAUAUACAUUGAAACCAUAUCCACACACAACAACUAAUUGUAUGAAACUUUUGUAUCCUAAUUUAAAAGCUGUGAAAUUAGUUUUCACGCAUCAAACCGGAUUGUUUAUAUGUUUAAACAUUUUAUGCUCUUAUUUAAAGAAGACUUUGAGCUAUUUUUUUCUGUACCCUGUAAAAUAUUGAAAACUAACAUAAUAUGUUGAAGUUGCUUGAAAAUGUACAUACAACUAAAAUUUUCUGAUUGUGUGUUUAUGUUUGAGAUCUGUGUUUUAACUUUGUAAGUAAAUCUCUGCCUUUGUAUUUAUAUUUUACAAAAAUUUUCUUAAAAGGCAAUAAACCUGUUGAGGAAAGGAGUAAAUUGAAA
Messenger RNA from Jaculus jaculus (lesser Egyptian jerboa), 6885 nucleotides. RefSeq names its product BCL6 corepressor (gene Bcor). The transcript is spliced from 15 exons. Gene Ontology annotation, molecular function: protein binding; transcription corepressor activity. Gene Ontology annotation, biological process: negative regulation of transcription by RNA polymerase II. Gene Ontology annotation, cellular component: nucleus. Lineage: Eukaryota; Metazoa; Chordata; Mammalia; Rodentia; Dipodidae. The record is from RefSeq and is a predicted model, not a curated record. The coding region runs from base 744 to 6017 and encodes 1757 amino acids.